GGGCAGAAACAGUGGCAACUUUCUUACAGCAGGGAUAUGGAGAAUGUUGAUCAUGCUCAUUACCUCUUUGUGGGUCUGCCACGGUCAUCUGUUGGACACCUACAGAGCAGAUUGCUGGAUGAGAUGGGCCUUUGCCUUGAACCAGCAAGGUUCUCACCUGCCGCAACAAUUAAAACACAACAGCAGUGA
This is a messenger RNA of Podarcis lilfordi (Lilford's wall lizard), 189 nucleotides long. NCBI's taxonomy places the organism in Eukaryota, Metazoa, Chordata, Lepidosauria, Squamata, Lacertidae. The record is from the annotation of a GenBank genome assembly.